Harpegnathos saltator (Jerdon's jumping ant) is the source of this 2605-nucleotide messenger RNA. RefSeq names its product sterile alpha motif domain containing protein 4 smaug (gene smg). NCBI's taxonomy places the organism in Eukaryota, Metazoa, Arthropoda, Insecta, Hymenoptera, Formicidae. Gene Ontology annotation, cellular component: P-body. The record is from RefSeq and is a predicted model, not a curated record. Gene Ontology annotation, biological process: regulation of mRNA stability; nuclear-transcribed mRNA poly(A) tail shortening; negative regulation of translation. The transcript has 8 exons. Gene Ontology annotation, molecular function: protein binding; mRNA binding; translation repressor activity. Bases 425 to 2299 code for a protein of 624 amino acids.
UGCAAUCAUCGCGUGCGCGCGCGCGCGUGUCAUCGUCGCGACGAGGACGAGCUCGUAUCGCGCGAAAGUGCGCGACAGAAAAUCCGCGGUUACUUCGGCGGAAUCUUUGACAAGGCAUUGUUGUGUUCGCUCGAGUAGCGUGUAUUUUCUCGGACUGUCGUAGACUCGAGGGAGAAAUUUCGCGAUGCUCGCGGAAGGUGCUCGCGUUCCCUCCCCCCCCCUCCCCCGCGACCUUGCGAAUGAUUAAAACUCGAUUCGAUUCGGAAGAGCGAGAUUCUUCGCUGGUAACAGCUGAUAAAUAAAUACCGGUGUUUAAUCUGGACAGUUGCUGGUUGCAGAUCAGCGCUACCGUAUCCGGUUCUACGCGUUCUUUAAGACACUGCAUUCCCCGUUGAAAAGAGAGAACAUUUUCGUGUAAUCCGACAUGAAGCUAUCCGCCGCCGCUCCGUUUUGCGAACAAGUCAGCGAACUCACACGCUUGUUCUCCCAAUGGAACGAGUGCGAACAGACCGUCGUUCUCUAUGCGCUGCUGCGUCGUAUGCCCGCGGUGCAGGCAAGAUUCCUGGCAGAGGCGGUACAGCACACUUUGCAUUCUGUGUCGCAGCUGGACACGCAGGAACUGAACGCCAAUAAUUCAGCUUUCAUUAGCGGACUGAUGACAGAAUCAACAGAGGUUGCAAUCCGUGAGCUGCUGGUGCAUCUGCCAUUGCUGAAACCUGGGAAUAUAGAUUGCAAGGAAGCCUACUUAGCUGCGAUACCAGAAUUAAUAAACCACUGCGUAAGCACUGGACAGUUCACACAUCAGGUGCAGCAGCUCUUAAGCUACACUCUGAUACAUCCGGCCGUAACCUGUCAGGACAGACGUGCUUUAGGUCAUUGGCUCCACAAUCUGGAGGACCGCAUUCGUAAUACACCGACGAUUCAAUCUAUGGAGGAAUACGCAAACCAUACAUCAGCGCCUAGGUGGGACAAUACAUGGUCACGAAAGCUAACCGACAUAUUCAAUACGAAUUUGAAUGGAACCAUGUUUGGUGUGAUACCGCCGCCGCCGCCGCCGCCGCCGCCUCUACAACCACCGGCGCCAAUAAGUCGUCAACGUCGUUCGAAUAGCCUGACGCCACCGGUAGCGACGUCGCAUCAUCACGAACUCGUUGAUCGCACCAGCAAUGCGAACAAUUCGUCCAGGCACAAGCCUCGCAGUUUCAGUGUUUCCGGUGACCACGCGAGUAGUCUCAUUGGUUUGGGACCGUUGAGUCCGCAGGGAUCUUGUGCCAGUAGUGGCAGUGAAGGACGUCUUGAUGAUGCAAAUCGUUCUUUAGCGAGCGGUAUGCGAGACGUGCCGGUGUGGCUUAAGACAUUGCGCCUGCAUAAAUACAGCACGUUGUUCUCCCAGCUGAGUUAUGAGGAUAUGUUGGCAUUGACUGAGGAUAAAUUAGUGGCACAGGGUGUUACGAAGGGCGCCAGUCAUAAGUUGGAGAUCUCCAUUGGUAAGCUGAAGCAACGGUACAACACACUUGUGAAUCUGGAGAAGGAUCUGCUGCUAUCUACCGACGCACAAGCCAGCUCAUUCACGCAAGGCCCGACGAUGCUCGUUAAUGUGACGGACGAGCUCAAAACGAUCCUGACUACUCCCAUGAGACCGAGUCAGGAGAGCGAUCCGCAGGACAUCCCUCAACAGUACACCAGAGUACUGGGCAAACUGUACACCAAGUUGGCUCUGGAGAACGUAGAUGAUAAUAUCUUGUGCGCUGGCAUCAGCAUCUUCGAGAAGGUAUUGCAGCACGACUGCUUUACCACGAGUCAGAAGGACAAAGUGCAACAAUGGCGCACUAGACUCGGCAAUCCGCGACAAACUUCAAAAUGGCAACAGAACUACGGAUACAACAAUCGAAGAUACGGCAAUUCGCAGCAGCACAAUAGAAAGCCGAGCCUGAACUCGAGCAACGUUCACAGUACUCACAACACACACAACAGUCACUCCUCGUACAUGGUCAGUCCGCACAGAAAUCACAGUAUAUCGUAUUAUCAAAAUAGCUCGAAUCAGGCUAUAGCUCAUCUACGUCCUACUUCGAUCGAGAAAAGAUCAAGCUUGCAAGAGACCACCAGUUUGCAGCAAAUGCAGAAAUCGUUUUACCGUACAAAUAGCGCGCCAAGAGAUCACUUUGUGGAGCCCGAAGCUUCUGGCAGUAAUGAGACGAAACCGUCUUCGAGUCAGUCGACGGCGGAGAUCAAUGACUGCCUGGAGUCUCUCUGCUUGAGAAUGACUGAGCAAGCCCUCGACACCUUCGGCGAUACUUAAUCUUCCAUUGUCGCGUUUAUAGAACUUACGUAAAUAAGUGAGUACUGUGCGAAUAACCUCCUUUUUUUUUUUUUUUACGAAGACAGUUGUAAGAUCGUUGAAGACAUUCUGCCAAAAUUACGAGACGGUGCGUUUUCGUUAGAAAAGAAAAAAAAAGAAAGAAAAAAAGAAGAAAAAAAACGACGGUGACGGCGAAAGUAUAUGUUUCUUGUGUGUGUACUCACGAGUAUACACAUCUAUGCUUUAAUAGCUUGAACCAAAAAUGUCCGGCAUGUGCGACAUUCUUAUUAAAAAAAAAAAAAAAAA